GGGGCCGCUCGGGGCCCAUGGCCGCGCGUGCCGCGCUGCGCCAGACCGCCCGCCUGGCCUCCUCAGGCGCCCUGCUGCAGGUGCUGUUCCGGGCGGCCGCCUUCGGGCUGAACGCCCUGACGCUGCGCCGCCUCUCCAGGGAGCUCGUCGGCGUCGUCGGCGUGAGGCUGACUCUGCUCUAUUCCACGGCCGUCUUCCUGGCCAGGGAGGCGUUCCGCAGGGCCUGCUUGAGCGGCGGCGCGGAGCGGAGCUGGGCCGCGACCAUCAACCUGCUGUGGCUGACAGUCCCUCUUGGUGUUUUUUGGUCUGUUUCCUUGGGCUUCGUCUGGCUGCACUUCCUUGAAGUUCCUGAUCCGUCGGCGGUUCCUCAUUAUGGGGCUGCUGUUGUGGCGUUUGGCCUUUCUGCGGUUGUUGAGCUUCUAGGAGAACCGUUCUGGGUUUUAGCCCAGGCUCACUUGUUUGUAAGACUUAAGGUAAUUGCUGAAAGCCUUUCCGUAGUGUCAAAAUGCUUUCUGACGGUUGUUCUAGUCAUCCUUUAUCCACAGUGGGGCCUCUACAUUUUUUCCUUGGCUCAGCUUUUAUACACCAGUGUUCUGGUAAUGUGCUACGUGGUUUAUUUUGCCAAGUUCUUGGGAUCUCCUGAAGCAGCAAAGAAGUCCUUUCCAAUCCCAACAAUGAAAGCUCUGUUACCGAACUUGAUGGAAGCUCAGCCUUUCCUUAACUGGAAGGAAGCGCGGCUGACUUGGAGCUUCUUCAAGCAAUCCUUCCUGAAGCAGAUUUUGACAGAGGGUGAGCGAUACGUGAUGACUUUUCUGAACGUGAUCGAUUUUGGCGAUCAGGGUGUGUAUGAUACUGUGAACAAUCUGGGUUCGCUGGUGGCCAGGUUCAUCUUUUUGCCUAUUGAAGAGAGCUUUUAUGUCUUUUUCGCUCAAGUGUUGGAAAGAGGGAAGAACGUAAAGGAUCAGAAGCAGGAUGACGUUGCUCUGGCUGCAGACGUGUUGGAGUUGCUGUUGAAGCUGGUGCUUCUGAUCGGCCUGACCAUUGCUGUUUUUGGCUAUGCCUUUUCUCAGCUGGCUCUGGAUAUUUAUGGAGGUUCGAUGCUCAGCUCCGGAACAGGUCCAGACCUUCUGCGGUGCUACUCUUUGUAUGUCCUAUUUCUUGCUGUCAAUGGAGUAACAGAAUGUUUCACGUUUGCUCUGAUGUGCAAAGAGGAGGUGGACAGAUACAACUUUGUUAUGCUGGCCUUGUCCUUCAUGUUCCUGUGCAGCUCUUACUUCUUGACCCGCUGGCGUGGAAGCGUUGGCUUUAUCCUUGCCAACUGCUUUAAUAUGGGUAUUCGCAUUGCUCACAGCAUCCAUUAUAUCUAUGGUUACUUCAAGGAAAGCUCCUACAGGCCUUUGACAGGCUUGCUUCCCUCACCAUUCUUAAUACUGGCUUAUGUCAUAAGCGGAGGAAUUACUGUUUACUCAGAGGCACUGUUCUGCUGCGACAAGGGAUGGACAGCAAGGCUGAUUCACAUCAGCAUUGGGGCGCUGUGCUUUGCAGCUACCACCAUCACCAUGUUCUGCACGGAGACCAAGCUGGUUCGCUUUGUCAGAAGCCAGUUUCUCUCCCAGUAUAUGAAGAAAGGAAUGUGAAACGCUCGUGGGCAGAAUAGUUCUUGUACAUGGUUGCAGUUGCAGAGGGUUGUAUUUUUUGCACAGGUCUGCGUGGAGGAAGGUUUCCACAUGAGUUUGUUGGAAGUAUUGGUAGUGACGGUAUAAAUGGUUGCUGACUAAGCUAGUCCACACAGAUGAAGAGAGCCGAGUAAUUUUCUCUUCCUGCAUCGUUCUAUUUGAGCUUUUCUUCCAACGGCCUUUUUGGUGAUGAAGGUCUGUAAUGCACCUGAUGUAAUGCCUGACGUAAACUGAUGGCCAGAGUUACUGUGGGGAGCUCCCUUCUUACCGGUAGGGAAUCCACAUGUGAAGGCGUUGUAUGGCUUAACUAAGAUGUAACUAAGAAUGUCCUUAUUGAGCAUGGUGGGCUGUUGAAACUGUUAGAGAACAAAUAUUUUGACAUUGAAAAACGAAACUCCGAACCAAAACCUGAAGCAAGGACCAAUCACAACGUAACAGCUACCAGAAGAGAACUUAAUGCAGUGCAGAAAAACUGUGUGAUCAGUGGCCUGAAGUGUAAAGCACUGAGCAGACAGUGCCCAAGGUGGCUGUGUCAGUUUACUUCCUUCCACAUCAUUCCUGUAAUGAGAGCGUUGACCAGCCUGUCAGAAAUACUCUGAAGCUUUUAUCUGAACAGGAAUGCAGUGGGUUUUUGAGCAAUGCCUAACAACAGCUGUGACCUACAGUCACAUCAAAGCUGAGGUUCCAGAAGGUAGAGUUAAACAUGAUUGACUUCACUCCUUUUCUGUUCCUAUCUGAGAUGAUCAGUGCGAUUAUGAGCAGAUUUCUCUCCAUGGAAUGCCUUGCUUUUCUGCAAAGUGGAAUGUUCUAUGUAUGUUGACUAAGAUUUCUUUCUGGGUUUGUUUGCUUUUGGAUAAAACAAUGCUGCCUUCUGUUAAAAGAGAUUUGUCACCUGGCUGGCUCCUUUUUGUGUUUGGUGUUAACCUUUGUGUUGAUGUUUAUUUUUAUGUAUUGAAGAUGCCAACGUUCAGAAGCUAUGAAGUAAGAGCGUAGGUUGCAGAAUUUUGUUUCCUGAGGGUCCGAGAUGUUCUUGCUGGCCUAAGAUCUGACUGUGGCAGUUUCAGAGCACACGAGCAGCCCGCUGGAACGACCAGCGUUGCCUUCACACCGUUUGAACGGAGCAGGAAAUGCCAAGGAUGCUGAGACGCGAACAGCAGCAAGACUGCAGUGCGGUUACGCAGCAAACUCCACAGGUCCUCAGGCAGCUCCCGAAAAAUCUUCACUUCCAGUGGCAUUGUGGAGUUGAUGGCCAUAAACAGAGCUCACGGGGCAGAAUGCUGUCUGGUGUCGCUGCGGUACUGUUAGAGAUGUUUGGAACUGCUAGCAAUGUUUUCGUAACUCCUGUGGUUGUCACAUUUCCCAUCAGUUUGGGAUCUCACCAGGUAGAUUUAAAUGAGAAUUUGAUGCUUGACGAGUUGUCUGAGAAAAGCCCAAGCGUAACUGUAGCAGGAAAAGGAAGGUCUGCUUUUCAGGUGUUUCCACUGCCUGGCUGGAAGGUGGUAGGGAGAGAGGUGCUGCCUCUUCUGAAGUCGUUCUGAAAUUUGCCUCAAUAAACUGCCUUGGUUGCUUUUACCUGA
Molecule: messenger RNA, 3253 nt
Organism: Tympanuchus pallidicinctus (lesser prairie-chicken)
Lineage: Eukaryota; Metazoa; Chordata; Aves; Galliformes; Phasianidae
Gene: RFT1
Product: RFT1 homolog
Exons: 13
Coding region: 18-1637 (539 amino acids)
Biological process (GO): glycolipid translocation; dolichol-linked oligosaccharide biosynthetic process
Cellular component (GO): endoplasmic reticulum membrane
Source: RefSeq, a predicted model, not a curated record